AUGCUGCACCAGCCGACGGCCCCAUGCACAAGCCCACCUCUCGCUGCGGCGAAGAGCCUGGAGGUCAAAAAGAUCUUUUUCUUCAAAAACUGGCAAAAUAAAAGGAAAAUAAAUCGCUUUUUAUGCACAAGACCCAAUUCCUGGCAGCACAGCUCACCCAGCCAGCCACACCAGAAGCCAGGCCCCGUCGCCGGGGGCGCCUGCUGCUGCUUCCCCUCAGCUGCUGCUGCUGCUGCAGCCCGUCCCGGGGCCCUCCCCCGGUCUGUCUCUUCCCUAGGGGGCCCUUGGGGGCCUCUGGGACCCCUGCGGCCCUUGGGGGCCCUUAAGUUCCGCUUUUGGCUCUUCAGGGCCCCCAGCGACGGAGAGACAGCGCGGAGCUCUGCUGCUGCUGCUGCAGCACGGGCUGCCCCCCACUGCCCCAGGGGCCCCCACGCUGUGGGGCUAAAAGAAUCCUCUUUCGCUGCAUUUUAA
Molecule: messenger RNA, 471 nt
Organism: Eimeria tenella
Lineage: Eukaryota; Apicomplexa; Conoidasida; Eucoccidiorida; Eimeriidae
Exons: 1
Coding region: 1-471 (156 amino acids)
Source: RefSeq, a predicted model, not a curated record